AUGACUCGGGCCGAGAGGCUCUCCAGGCAACGAGCCACUUUGGCUGCGAGGCGUUAUCCAACAUUAAUUGCCCCGCGCGCGAUCAAAUCAGUAUCGACCUUGGCACAGCCUACGACCUUGUUGAAGCAAUGGAUCUCAAAAAGCAACAGGGCUACCUACGCUGCAGGUGGCACAGUUGCAUUACUCGGAAUGCUGUUACUGAAGCCAAAUAGAAGCCGAUAUCCUGAUAAUCCGCAAGAUGUUGAAGCCCUCCACAAAGUCCCAUUUAGUAAGCUAUUUUCGGGCUGGAUCGCGUUUGCAUUCUGUUCUUCGCCAACCUGGGUCGAUAUGAGCGAGACACUCUAUAAUAUCGUGUCAAAGAUUCCCAUCCUCUCUUCGACUACGCACAAAUUUGUCAUGAAGACAUUCUUCAACCAGUUCCUAGGUGGAGAAAAAACUGAGGACUGCAUGCCAAAGAUCCAAUACCUUCGCGAGAAUCAAAUCGGCACGCUCCUCGGAUAUAACAUCGAGGCUGAGUUGGAUGGUUCAAGCAAGGACCCCACUUUGAUCCUUAAGCAGACACAGCUUGUCCUGGAAUCUAUUGAUGCUCAGGGAAAAUUGGCCAAGAAGUACUGUCCUGAUGCUAGUGCGUAUAGCGGCGAUAACCGGUGCUGGGUCCGAAUCAAGAUCACUGGCUUGUUGCCUCAUCCUAUUGCCCUGUACAAUGGAUCCAAUGCUAUACUUAAGGCAAGGGAGGAAAGGGGAUUGGAUAUGGAUGUGCCUUACCCAGGACUACCUCACGAUGGCGAUUGGGAGGCCGCACUGAAUGGAAGAGAGGUUACUGAGUCGGACCGCGAACAAUUGUUGAGCUUACGCGCUACCAUGGAGGCUAUUGCUAGCAAAGCACGAGAUAACAACGUCAGAAUUGUUAUCGAUGCUGAGCAGUCAUGGUACCAGCCCGUCAUCGAUAGUCUCACCGACGAGCUCAUGCAAAAGUACAACACCUUGGACGGCCCGGCCACUUGCAUCGCCUCAUUCCAAGCCUACGUCCGCCGAUACCCCCAGCUCCUCAACCAGCAGAUAGCCCGUGCUAAAGAGCGUGGCUACAAACUGCUAUUCAAACAGAUCCGAGGCGCCUACAUGGUAACAGAGGCUGAGCGGUGGAAGGCAGAUGGUAAAGAAGGACCCGGCCCCGUAUGGCCAACCAAGGAAGAGACCGAUUCAAGCUUCAACUAUGGUAUCGAGAAGACCCUGGCUACCGUUGCUCAACAGGUGCGAGAAACGGGCCAUUCCAAGCUCAGCGCCGUUUUCGCUACCCACAACUCCAUCAGCGUCGAUCUCGGGCUAAACCUACUACAGAGGCAUGGAUUGGCUCGGCGAAACGACGAAAACGGAAAACUAGUGGUUUCCAAAGAAAUAGCCGGCAGUAUCGCAUUUGCCCAGUUGUACGGCAAGUUGCCAUUUAUGCGAAGCCGAAUGAAGGAUGACCUCACCAACAAGAUUAUUGGUUCAAUAGAAGCGGAAGGAGGCUUCCCACUUGUGGUCAAGUCAAUGAGCUACGGCGACUUGAAGGAGUGUCUGCCUUUCCUGGCUAGACGAGCCAUAGAAAAUAAGGCUGUCCUUGAGGGACGAGGUGGAGCUGCUGCCGAGAGAGUUCGACUCGGUCUUGGAGUUUUGUUAGUUACCUAA
This is a messenger RNA of Fusarium redolens, 1668 nucleotides long. Its product is annotated as FAD-linked oxidoreductase-like protein. Gene Ontology annotation, molecular function: FAD binding; proline dehydrogenase activity. Bases 1 to 1668 code for a protein of 555 amino acids. The record is from RefSeq and is a predicted model, not a curated record. The transcript has 5 exons. Gene Ontology annotation, cellular component: mitochondrion. Lineage: Eukaryota; Fungi; Ascomycota; Sordariomycetes; Hypocreales; Nectriaceae.